Theileria parva strain Muguga is the source of this 366-nucleotide messenger RNA. It is a transcript of the gene rplT, whose product is annotated as Ribosomal protein L20 family protein. NCBI's taxonomy places the organism in Eukaryota, Apicomplexa, Aconoidasida, Piroplasmida, Theileriidae. The record is from RefSeq and is a predicted model, not a curated record. Bases 1 to 366 code for a protein of 121 amino acids. The transcript is spliced from 2 exons. Gene Ontology annotation, molecular function: rRNA binding; structural constituent of ribosome. Gene Ontology annotation, biological process: ribosomal large subunit assembly; translation. Gene Ontology annotation, cellular component: ribosome.
AUGAAAAUUCCUAGGGAUAUUGUUUUCCAGGUGGUUCGUGGUUUUAGAGGCAGAACCAAAGGCUGUUUAAAACUUGCUUCAGUAAAAGCCGCUAAGGCUUUAAACUAUUCCUAUCAUUCCAGAAGAAAGCGACACAGUCAAAUUCGGGCUCACUGGAUUUCAACUAUAAACCGUGCUUCCAGGGAGUGGUGGCUAAUAUACUCAAGAUUUGUCGGCUCUCUAAGCAGGGUUAAUUGUACAUUAUCUAAGAAAUCACUUUUUGUCCUCGCUCUGAACGAGCCGAUUACUUUCAAAUGUCUAGUUGACGAAUCCAAAUAUUUACUCAACGAAGUAGUCGAGAAACGGAGAGAUAUAUCAAACAUAUAA